GUCUGGUUAUACGCGUACAGAACAGGAGUGAAAUUCUGCAACGCCUCUGCUUGUCACAACCCAGACAGUGUAUAUUGGAAGGAUAUAUCAACUCUUUCGAGGAAGACAUGGACGACCCUUUUGAACAGGUUUUGGCAAAGAGAGAUCCGUGGAAUUCGAUGGUGAUGGGUGAUGGACCUUCAACUUCUUUUGCAAGGAGAGGUUCCGACGAGGGUAGUAGCCUGAGACACAGUAGCCCCAGGCGUAGUAGCCCGAGACGUGGAAACCCUUUGAACUGCUGGGAGGGAUACCGGUCACCUCCAGCGUCAUCUGCCUCGAAAUGGGGGAAAAGUAACAAUGCGUGGCAGGUCAGUGAUGACCAUUUCUCUGAAAGGCCUCAAGGAAGAGGGAGGGGCAUGAGUUACAGGAGAGGUGCUCGACGGCAGUACUCAUUUUCUCAUCGGGGAUCCGGAGAAGGUCAGAGAUGGAGUGUCAGCCCCUACUUACUGGUAGAUUGCCUUAAUGAAUACCCCAAUUUUCGUGGAAGCCUUCUUAAACUUAUGGAGGAGAAGCAGCUGCCACCUAAGAAUGUUAGGGAGACUACUCUAUCUUAUUCACAAGUUUUUUCCCUUGAGGGAGAAGAGGUAGUGCUCCGACCCAGGGUUGGUGUCUGCGCCACACACUCAGGGCCUAAUGGAUGCGAAAACCGGUCAACAUGCAACGACCUUCAUAUUUGCCCUAAUUAUUUAUUGAGCUGGUGCAAGGACAAGAACUGUGUCUUGGGGCACAAGUGGCAGACGGAUCACAACAGGCACAUUCUCCAACAAUAUUAUAUUGAUCGCUUGCCUUUUAGUAAUCUUCGUAUCUUAUUUCAAGCACUGACUAAAGCCAAAGGACCAGUUGGCCAGCUGGACAUCUGUCAUGAAUAUAACAAAGGCCGGUGUAAUAAUAAAAGUUGUGGAGCUCUUCAUGUUUGUCACAGUUUCAUCACAGGUCUUGCUCGGUGUUCUGUGAAUGGCUGCCAGCUGAACCACGAUCUUCAGAACCCAGAGUGCUCCCAUCUGCUUACUGCUCAUGGAUUCUCCAUAAAUGAAACUCCACGUGACAUAACUGGAUCUCUCCUUGCUGCGUAUCCAUUUCUAGCAAAAGAAAAUAAAUCAGUUGGUGUAGGAAAGUCAAAUUCUGAUUCAGCAAAAGGGAACAUCACUACCAAUAGUCAAAAGACCACACAUGCAACAAAUGGAAGCACCACUGCCAACAGUCAAAAAGCAAUUUCUUCCAACAGAGUGGAUAUGGCUAAACCAAAAAGCAGUGAAGACAAUAUUAGUAACCGUGAUCGUAGCAGUGGUACAUCUAAUGACCCAAGCCCGAGGGCUGUGAAACCAAAAACAUCAAAUCAGGUACCCAAGGCUGCAAGUAUAAAUACCAAGAAGACAACUGUAUGGACACAUCAUUUGUAUGGCAAUACAGAAAUAAAUGAGCUGUGCUUCUACUCAGUUGAGAGUGUGUGCCGCUAUGAAAGUAGUGGAUGUAAACGUCUCCAUUCUGUAUAUCACUUCCACUGGCAAGUAAGUGAAGAUGGUAUUAAGUGGCUAAACCUACAACGCUCCCAAGUGAAACAGCUAGAAGUAUCAUAUUGUAAUCCUGAUGAAAUUAGUGUGGUUCUUCCCCGACUAGACCCUGCAGACCUUGACACAUCGACCAAGUAUCUCCUGACAGUAAUGGGACGAGACAGUUGGAAGGCAAAUUUUCAGUCUAUGAGUAUCACUAAUUCUACACAGUCCAGGUUACUUCACUUGCGAAGGUUAUGUACAGAGAGGAUUGAUGGUCACGUUAUAGAUGAGAAUAUUUAUAUCUGGUACUUCCUGGAUAAGAACAAAAAGUGGGUUAUGUAUGGAAAUGUUGACACUGCAGGAGAGAAGUCCCUUGUCAGCAGUAUCACAUCAGAUGACAUAGAAAAGCACUACCAUCAGAAACAAGGUUCUCUCACCUCUCUCACCUUCAGAAAUGCAAGCUUCACAUACAUUCUGAAUUUUGCCUCAAUGACUCAGACCAAUCAGCAGACUAAUGUUAGUCGUGAAGUGUGUCGCCGCCCAAAGGCACACAUCAAAGUUAAAUCAGAGAAAUCUAAAACAUCCGAUUCCAAAGCUGGAAGUGACUCAACAAGUGAUUUGCCAUCCACAUGGGAGCCAAUGCAGUCUCAGGAAAGAGUACGCCUUGUAGAGCUUUCUCCGACAUCAUCUGAAUAUCAGGGAGUUUUAUCACUUCUGAAUGGGCAAAUCCAACAAGCCAGAAUACAGAAAAUCCAGCGAAUCCAAAACCCUUACCUUUGGCGAGCAUUCCAGAAUAAGAUACGAGAAAUGGCCUCAGUUUAUGGAGACUUGAAAAAAGUAAAUAUACGCCAUGUCUUCCAUGGAACAGGAUACAAUGUUGUAGCAAGUAUCUGUGCAGAGAAUUUUGACUGGCGGCUACAUGGUUCAAGUGCUGGACAGAUGCAUGGCCGCGGCACUUACUUCUCGCCUAAUGCUGCAACAUCUCUUGGAUACUGCAAGGCGGACCCAUCAGGCCUGAUAUACAUGUUUGUAGCGCAGGUAGCUGUGGGCUCCAUCACUGGCGGCAAUUCUUCCACAGUCCGCCCACCCAUAAACCCAGCUACAAAUGCGCCAUUCGAUUCGACCGGCGAUGGAACCAAUGUGAUUGUGAAGUAUGAUAAGCAGGAAUAUUUCCCGGAGCAUAUUCUGUCAAUUCGAUAGUGUGCUUCUUGUAUGCCGUUCAUGUCAGGCUCUUAUUACAAAUCCUUUGAAGAUUUAUGUGUCAUCUGGAGAUUACAAUGAAACUAAACUAUUGGAAGGCAUUGCAGACUUUGUGAACUAUAUAAGUUUCACCAAAAAUAUGUCUUCAGAAAUCCUUGCCAAUAUUUUCCUGAACUUUGUUAUAUCUUACUCCAUUUUACUUUUAAAAAUCUGUUGCUUGACCAAGUGUAUGUAUGUAUUAGCAACAUGCCAUUAAAACAAGGAAUAAAUUACUAACCACUA
This is a messenger RNA of Penaeus indicus, 3014 nucleotides long. RefSeq names its product protein mono-ADP-ribosyltransferase PARP12-like. Gene Ontology annotation, molecular function: NAD+ poly-ADP-ribosyltransferase activity; zinc ion binding; NAD+-protein mono-ADP-ribosyltransferase activity. NCBI's taxonomy places the organism in Eukaryota, Metazoa, Arthropoda, Malacostraca, Decapoda, Penaeidae. The record is from RefSeq and is a predicted model, not a curated record. Gene Ontology annotation, cellular component: nucleus. The transcript has 3 exons. Bases 108 to 2732 code for a protein of 874 amino acids.